Messenger RNA from Papaver somniferum (opium poppy), 2448 nucleotides. Its product is annotated as cation/calcium exchanger 4-like. The record is from RefSeq and is a predicted model, not a curated record. Gene Ontology annotation, cellular component: membrane. The transcript has a single exon. Bases 286 to 2196 code for a protein of 636 amino acids. Lineage: Eukaryota; Viridiplantae; Streptophyta; Magnoliopsida; Ranunculales; Papaveraceae. Gene Ontology annotation, biological process: monoatomic cation transport; transmembrane transport. Gene Ontology annotation, molecular function: monoatomic cation transmembrane transporter activity.
CACAACACAAGGAAGCAGAAGAAAACGAAACGAAGAAAAACAGAGAAACUUCCCACUUUGUCUUCUUCAUUCCAAUCCAAACCCUAACUUUGUCCUAAUUUCCCCAAAUAUUCAUCAACCCUCAAUCUAAAUUUCAAUCUCCAAACCCCCAAUUUUGAAUUUCAUAACCUACUCUUUUUCUCAAUUCAAUGUUCCUGAACCAUUUCACUUGAAAAUAUCGGGAUUAAGUGAUUGAAGAAGAAGCCCUAAUUGGUGGGGCUUCCCUAAUUCUUUGUGAUUACAUCAAUGGGUUUUCCCCACAGAGGUAUUUUCAAUGGUAUAUGUGGUUUAAUUUUGUUAAUUUUCUUUUUCCGUUCACAAAGCGAUAUAUUUGAUAGUAAAUUAGGGAUUUUGCCCCCAAAUUUGGAUCUAGAAAAUGGGUUUCAUGGGGUUAUACAUAGGAAGAUGUUUGAAGUUGGGUCGAAUUCGUCUUCAAACAGUUCAUCCUCGAAUGAUUUGACAGUAAAGAGUCCAUCAUUGUGUUCAGGAAUUCAAAAACAUGAAGGUUUUGGGAGUGAAUGUGAGUUCUUGAAAGCACAUCCGUCGUGUACUUCUGGUGGUUAUUUCGAUUACAUUACAUUUUUCUACUGUGAUUGUCAGAAUUUUCAUGUGUUUGGAUGUAUGGUGCUUGCAUUAUGGCUUGGGGCAUUGUUUUAUCUGUUAGGUAAUACCGCAGCUGAUUACUUCUGUUGUUCAUUAGCUAAGUUGUCGAAGCUUUUGAAAUUGCCACCGACUGUUGCGGGUGUAACAUUGCUUCCGUUGGGUAAUGGUGCACCUGAUGUGUUUGCUAGUAUAGCUGCAUUUGUUGGGACUGAUGCUGGUGAAGUUGGGUUGAAUAGUGUGUUGGGCGGAGCUGUUUUUGUUACUUGUAUUGUUGUUGGGACGUUAUCACUUUGUGUUGCGGAGAAGAGGGUGAGGAUUGAUAGGAAGUGCUUUAUUAGAGAUAUAAGUUUCUUUUUGUUUACGCUUGUGUCAUUAUCUGUGAUUUUGAUUAUUGGGAAGAUUAGUGUUAUGGGUGCAAUUGCGUUUGUGUCGAUUUAUGUUGUUUAUGCAAUUGCUGUUGCUGCAAAUGAGUUCUUUAGGAAACAUGCGCCGAAGUUGAGAUUUGAUGUUGUGACUCCGUUGCUUCCUGUUAGAGGAAGUAUUUUUUCUCAUGGAAGUGAAGACGAAGAAUCUUUUUAUAGUCCGUUGCUUGAUGUGGAUCAUGAGAAUGAUUCCCCAGAACUGCAGAAUACAUUACCUCAAUGGAUGUGGGCAUCAAAUGUUGCUAUUUAUUCGAAUCACUCACUGAUGAAUGGUAUGGACGAAAGCUCGAGGCCAUUAUGGGGUUGGAUUGAUGAUGAGACACGUACAGACAGAAAGGCAAUGUCUUGCUCGGCUAAGGUAUUCACCCUGAUGGAGAUGCCCUUGACCCUCCCUAGACGGCUAACAAUUCCUAUUGUUGAGGAGGAACGGUGGUCGAAAGUUUUUGCUGUUGCUAGUGCUUCCUUGGCCCCAAUGCUUCUUGCAGUUUUAUGGAAUACACAAAAUAAUAUGAGCUCUGCAAGCAGAAUCAUUUCUUAUAUUAUAGGUUUUGUCCUUGGUGCUACACUUGGCAGUCUUGCAGUAUACUUCACACGGGCUGAUCAUCCACCUCGUAGGUUCUUAUUUCCUUGGGUAUUCGGAGGAUUCUUCAUGAGUAUCAUCUGGUUUUACAUUGUGGCUAAUGAACUUGUGGCGCUCUUGGUGGCAUUGGGGGUCAUUUUUGGAAUUAACCCGUCAAUCCUUGGAUUAACUGUACUUGCAUGGGGAAACUCUAUGGGUGAUUUGAUGUCAAAUGUUGCUCUGGCUAUUAACGGUGGGGAUGGAGUACAAAUCGCAAUGUCAGGAUGCUAUGCUGGGCCUAUGUUCAACACACUUAUGGGUUUGGGAAUCUCGUUGGUGAUCGGAGCCUGGUCAAGUAGUCCUGCGCCAUACAUGCUUCCAUGGGACAGUAGCUUGAUUUAUACAAUGGGAUUUCUCAUGUCAGGACUUAUCUGGGCACUAUUUGUUUUACUUCGGAACAGUAUGCAGCCUAACAAAAUGUUAGGAGUCGGUCUUAUGAUCAUCUACCUAACCUUUCUCACUAUUAGAGUGACCAGUGCUAUGGGUAUUGUAUCAUUAGCUGGCCUUAGAUGAUAUUUCCGUUGGCUAACAGUAAGAGGUAGAGUGAAUACAGAUAGUGUGUGGACAUGUACAACAGCUCUGAUCGGUCCUGGUUCUUACAUCUCAGUCAGGGUACCAACACUUGUAGCAUUGUUGUACUUAGACCUGAAUGUGAAUAUCAUGAGAUUGCAUCUGGCACCAUUAUGUACAGUUAACAAUGCAGGAGAGGUUCUCCUUGAUUAUAGUUCGUUUUUCAUGAUAAUCUGAAGGGACUUGUUCAUUUUA